This is a messenger RNA of Alligator mississippiensis (American alligator), 1700 nucleotides long. RefSeq names its product epidermal retinol dehydrogenase 2. The transcript has 7 exons. Gene Ontology annotation, molecular function: oxidoreductase activity, acting on the CH-OH group of donors, NAD or NADP as acceptor. Bases 114 to 1031 code for a protein of 305 amino acids. NCBI's taxonomy places the organism in Eukaryota, Metazoa, Chordata, Crocodylia, Alligatoridae. Gene Ontology annotation, cellular component: lipid droplet. The record is from RefSeq and is a predicted model, not a curated record.
CAGGCCCUGCCGCGUCCUCGGCUGCCUCCGCCUGAGCUUCAGCAGGGCGGCCAGCCGAAGCCCGGCUCCUCCCAGACCGAGCGGCUGUGGCUGUUUGAAGAAUUGUCUAGAAGAUGAAUUUCUUUCUGGAAACACUUCAAGUCCUGGUGCUCUCCAUAUAUUACCUUCUGGAGUCUCUUGUUCUGUGGGUUGUUCCCAGGCGAAAGAAGAAUGUUACUGGUGAAAUAGUGCUGAUCACGGGAGCAGGGAGUGGAAUUGGAAGACUAAUGGCCUUAAAGUUUGCUCAUCUUGGAGCUGUCCUUGUUCUUUGGGAUGUUAAUCGGGAAGGUAACAAGGAGACUGGUAGACUAGCCAAGGAAGUUGGAGCAGUGAGCAUACACACCUAUACUUGUGACUGCAGCAAAAAGCAAGAGAUCUACGAAUAUGCAGAUAAGGUGAAAAAAGAAGUUGGAGAUGUUAGCAUCCUAAUCAACAAUGCUGGCAUUGUAUCUGGAAAGAAAUUUCUCGAUUGUCCAGAUUCCCUUGUGCAGAAAACCAUAGAGGUGAACACUAUGGCACACUUCUGGACUUACAAAGCCUUCCUUCCAGCUAUGAUUGCCUCUAACCAUGGACAUUUGGUUAGUAUUGCAAGUUCAGCAGGACUAACUGGAGCCAGUGGGUUAGCAGAUUAUUGUUCAACUAAAUUUGCAGCAGUGGGCUUUGCAGAAUCCAUUGAUGUGGAGAUGCAUGCUCUGAAGAAAACUGGUGUUAAAACAACUAUUGUAUGUCCAUACCUAAUACAUACGGGCAUGUUUGAUGGCUGUAGAAGCAAAUGGCCACAUCUGAUUCCUAGUCUAGAUUCAGAGUAUGCAGCUGAGAUGAUUGUAAAUGCUGUUCUACGGGAACAAGUGUACCUAAUAAUGCCACGAACCCUAUACAUUGUAGUGGCCCUGAAAAAUAUUCUGCCUGUGAAAAUGAUACGUCUCCUGGAAAACUACCUUGGAGCCUUUAAUUUCAUGGACAAUUUCAGUGGUUGCCUAAAAAAAGACUGAGAACUGAAUGACGUCAAAGACCAGCAGCUCUAAGUUAACAUGGACCAGUUUAGAGAUACACAUUCUUUACUGCUUCACCAGCCAAAAACGUAAGGUGCCUCAUGCUUAUAGUUUUUAUCACAUUUAAUCAACAGCUCCCAGCCUCAGCUGGCUUCUCUAAUGGUUGAUGAGAACAGUGCAGUGCCUAUAGAAAAUUUCUUUCACAGGAUCUGGAGAUCUGUCAGUAGUAUCUGUCUUAAUGCCUUAAUGUAUAACUUUGAGCGUACCUGUAUAUAAUUUCUGCCUUAAUUUCGUAAUGUAUGGCUUGUUACAUCACCAUCUAAUCAUUACAGACACAUAAUUGGUAGCCUGCUGUUAAGAAACCAGUGGUGUAAUGGAAUUAGAAGCUGAAUUGACCUUGUUCUGGAGUUUCAGCGUGAGGAAGCUUACAUUGUCAUUGUCUUGCCUAAUGAGUGGUUUACUAAACAAGUUAGUUUUCUGAACUGUCUAGCACCUCUUUACACCCACUGAAAGUCACUAAAAAUCGUAUUAAUCUGAAUAAUGAGUGUAUGCUUUAAAAGUGUGGAAACUAUUACACAUGUACCUUUUACAGAGGCAUACUGUUAACAAGUGAGUGUGUGUGCAUACUUCUCUGAGUGUUUCAAUUUUAAAUAAAACUCUAUAACUUAA